This is a messenger RNA of Cydia pomonella (codling moth), 3599 nucleotides long. Its product is annotated as nose resistant to fluoxetine protein 6-like. The record is from RefSeq and is a predicted model, not a curated record. NCBI's taxonomy places the organism in Eukaryota, Metazoa, Arthropoda, Insecta, Lepidoptera, Tortricidae. The coding region runs from base 102 to 2186 and encodes 694 amino acids. Gene Ontology annotation, molecular function: acyltransferase activity, transferring groups other than amino-acyl groups. The transcript is spliced from 13 exons.
UAAGUAUAAGUAGGUAACGUAGGAAUAUUAUUUAUUUGUACAAACAGUGUUAUCAAUGCAUUUAUUCCGUUAGUUCACAAAUCACUGUUGCUUAAUCGUCAAUGAAAAUGGUGCGCUGGGAAUUCGUAACUUUACUUAUAGUUGGUGUUUUGAGAGUGUCUUCGUCCGAAAGUCUUUACGAUGAAAAUUUAUACGAAAGUGUAUUGGACAAUGUGACUUGCCAGCGACAUUUAGAGGAAAUGCAGUAUUUCCAAUUUUUUGAUGCCAGCGGCAGGAUCCCCCAAAGCAUCACGCUCGGUGGUCAAGGGAGUCUUGGCAACUACCGUCAAUGUUUAUCAAUUGCCCAGCAAGUUCCAAACGACACAAUCAUCGGGAAAUACUGCAUGAUUAGAGUACCCUUACAGCAGAGCAGCUUUAACCCUCCGGCUUUCGAUCCUGCGGCUAAUCUAGGACUAAACGGAACCCUUUUUGAGCUGAUUAACAUGAGCGAGAAUGACACUCAAGUUCAGAAUGGAUUUCAUCUUAAGAGGGCUGUAGGGGUCAUGAUGGGACACGAGAAUUUCAAAGAUAUGCCAGCCUCUCAAAACAGCUUGGAAGUAAAGGUGGCAGUCUGUUUACCAAGAAGCUGUACAACAUAUCUGGCGUUUGGGCAGUACACAGACAUGCUGAACGUGUCUUACAGUGACCUUUACUGCCGACUGCCUGGUGACAAGAUUUUUUCGACAGCGGAUUAUAUUGCAGUGAUUACAAUAUUGAUUUUGGGGACGCUUACUGGGUUAAGUACUAUUUAUGAUUUAUACAACGUGUUCUUACUUGAAAAAGCUCCCGCUGCAAUAAAUAAGCUUCUAACCAGCUUCUCAGUAUUCACCAACACCCGUCGCUUAUUCACUUUCUCUAAGACCCCUGGGUCCAUAGAUUGCUUGGAUGGUCUGCGCUCUCUUUCAAUCCUCUGGGUUGUCAUCGGACACUCAUUUUCAAAUAUGUUCAAUGGAACCACUAUCAACAUGCUGGAUGCUUUUGUGUGGGCCUUUAGUUCAAAGGCAACGUGGCUAAUAUCUGCAGUGCUAGCUGUGGAUACCUUUUUCAUGAUGAGCGGUCUCUUAGUUGUCUACACUACUGUAAAGAAGAUGACACCAAUGUCACUAAUGAAAAACAUCCACCUGUUCUACCUUCACCGCCUGCUGCGCAUGUUUCCGUUGCUGGCUGCAGUAGUGCUGUUCCAGGCGUCGUUGUUGCAGCACUGCGCGGAUGGCCCCGGCUGGCCUAUACUGGCCACCAGCAUACAGAACUGCCGGCAUUGGUGGUGGUCUACUCUACUGCAUGUGCAAAACUACGUCAACUUGACUGAGAUCUGCCUCAGCCACACUUGGUACCUCUCUGUGGAUACGCAGCUUCACCUGUUGUCGCCACUGGUGUUGUUCUGGAUAUUACGUGGUCGUCGCUCUGCCUGGAUUGGUCUGACCUCUGGUCUCGUGGCCUCCAUCAUCUGUACCACCACUUACACUUAUAUUAAGAACUAUCCGGGAGUGUCUUUGUUGGGCACGGGGUUUGAGAUAAGUAUAAUGCUAGAUUACUUCAAAUACUACUAUAUCAACACAUUGACGAGAUCGCCGCCCUUCGUCGUGGGCAUGGUUUUCGGUUAUCUGCUUCACAUUUGGCGAGAAAGUCCAAGGAGGAUGCCUAAGUGGUUCCUAGCAGCUGGUUGGGUGGCCGCACUCGCGUUUGGUUCUGGGAUAGUGUACUGCAACAAUCCGGCCGCCAAGUUUACCCAGUUCUGGUCAAAUUUCCUGAACUCGUUCAUGAGGGGGCUCUGGGCGAUGGCAGUGGGCUGGAUCGUGUUUGCGUGUGCUGCGGGAUAUGGAGGGCCCAUAAACUGGUUCCUCUCCUUGACGAUGUGGAAGUUUUUGGCCCGCAUAUCCUAUGCGUUGUAUCUGAUCCACUAUCCGAUUCAGUCCAUUGUAAGAGGGCAAAGUGACGUGCCCGUCAUGUUCAGCCUAACGAACUUGUUUUACCUGUUUUACACGGACAUUUCACUGUCAUUGAUGGUUGCGAUCGCGUUGUGCGUGCUAGUAGACGCUCCCUUCUCUACAUUACAGAAAAUUCUGCUACAAGCAAAAACAAAGCCAGCUGCGCAUCCACCUUCUAAAGGAGUAUCAUCAUCUAUCGAAGUAUUAGUAAAUAAUUAACAUAUAGGUAUUUUAAUGCUCUAAUAUGUCUAGGUGAAAAUUGUACGAAUGUACUCGUAAAUCCAGGUACCUAAGUAUAAUACAGUCAAGAUAUUAAAAUAGGUACUGAAGUGUCCAUAUUUACCUUGACUUGUACCUUAUACAUUUCUCUAUUUAAUAGAGAAGGCAAAUGUUCGCAUUAUAAAGAGAGAACGUAGUCUAUUCAUGGUAAAUUAAUAGUUUUAUUACUUAUUUGACCUAUCAAUGGCUUACAUUACACACGAUAGCCAACGCCUCGUGCACUCUCCGUAACCGACUUGCGACUUAUUGAACUUCAAUAAUCAAUUCGUCGAAAGACUAGCUCAUAAGCACGAUCUACUUAGUUCUGUGUCAAUCGGGUUUAAACUCCUUUGGGUUGGUUAUCUAUAAUUAUACCGUAAUUAUUAUAUUUAUUGUUUUAGUAAUGCUCGUUUCGCACAAGAUGCCUAUUUGAAAUUUUAAAAUCUUAACUUAACUAUAAAACUCGAACAUAAGUAUAAAAUUAUUUUCAUGGGGUUAUUCACGUAUUAUUAAGUCAAAUAAACGGUCGAUAUAUGCUUCGAUCCAAUUUUCAUGGAUCUUCCCAUCCAUCAUUUUCAUUUUCAUUUUUUCUUUCUUUUUUCUUUUUUAUGGAGCACCGCUUUCACUGGUCAAGAGCGUGACGUAUACUGCGGGACAAAAAUCAGCCCGAUUUGCACGGCUGCUCGUGAUACUCGAAAUUUGGAUAAAAACAUGUCGAAAGUUUAUUCGACUUAAUAAUACCUGACUCGUUCAAAAUAACUUUAAUAUAAUCUCAACGUAACCUAUCAUUGAAUAUGAUACGAACUACAACUAGCAUUGUAUCUUGCACAGCGAGGCGCGGAGGCGAGGCAUGUCAUUUUUGUAAUUAUUAUACGAAUAUCAAGUUCCGAUUUUAAACCUCGAAUAGGCCUCUAGAUCACACGAACAGUGACGUACGUGAGAUGACCCAAAACAUAGAUGCACAAUCAGAAAAAGGUAGUGUCACCUCCAUGAUUGGCUGUUAUUAAAUGUUAACAUCGUGUGACAAGGACAACAUGAUUACUAGUGUUUUAUUCUGUUGUCCCUGGAAAGCAAUGUUAUAUAACAGCCAAUAUGGGAGCUACAUAAAUAGAAAUACAUCUUUACUCAAUAGGUACUAUUUUUAACCGACUUCAAAAAUGGGGGGCUUUUCGUAGCUAGACUAAAAAGAAACAUAAGUUUUUGCUUACUUGGUACCUACAUGUAAGAGUAUAUUUCAUAGCUAGCUAAGAAUUUAGGUCACGAGUCAUCGCCAGUCGGAUUCCUGUCAUUUUAUUAGAUAGUACUUAAGGUGGAGUGGGUUCAGAAUCUUAUACCUUUAAACGAGCAAUUCUUGUAUAUAUAUAUAUAUUUAUU